Impatiens glandulifera is the source of this 1854-nucleotide messenger RNA. Its product is annotated as phospho-2-dehydro-3-deoxyheptonate aldolase 1, chloroplastic-like. Gene Ontology annotation, biological process: aromatic amino acid biosynthetic process. The transcript is spliced from 5 exons. Lineage: Eukaryota; Viridiplantae; Streptophyta; Magnoliopsida; Ericales; Balsaminaceae. Gene Ontology annotation, molecular function: 3-deoxy-7-phosphoheptulonate synthase activity. The record is from RefSeq and is a predicted model, not a curated record. The coding region runs from base 56 to 1693 and encodes 545 amino acids.
CAUUACUCCUUUCUUACCGCUCAUUGUCUGAAAAAAAACCUUUCUUUUUCCUUCAAUGGCGGCUACAACCAGUCUCAUUUCUUCCAAAUCCUUGAUUCAAUCUCAUUACAUCUCCCCAUCUUCUCUACAAUCAAAACAAUCUUCUCUCAUCGCCGCACCCAUCAGAUCCAUCAGAUCCAUUCAACCCAUUUUCGCCCUUCAUUCUCCAGACCCUUCUAAAAAUCCCAUCAUUUCCGAGAAACCGACUAAACCCACAUCGACGACCGCGGCAUCAGCUGUUUCGUCCACUACGGUUCCGGCGCCGACUAAAACAGACGCCGUUACUGGAAAGUGGAUCGUCGAUAGUUGGAGGAGUAAGAAUGCUUUGCAGCAGCCGGAAUACCCGAAUCUGGAGGAACUUGAAUCGGUUCUCAAGACAAUCGAGGCUUUCCCGCCUAUUGUAUUCUCUGGAGAGGCUAGGAAUUUGGAGGAGAAGUUAGCGGAUGCGGCUAUGGGUAAUGCUUUUCUUCUUCAAGGUGGGGAUUGUGCUGAAAGCUUCAAAGAGUUUCAUGCGAACAACAUCCGUGAUACUUUCAGAAUUCUAUUGCAGAUGGGUGCUGUUCUGACCUUCGGCGGUCAAAUGCCGGUUAUUAAGGUCGGUCGGAUGGCUGGUCAAUUCGCAAAACCAAGAUCGGAUGCUUUCGAGGAGAAAGAUGGUGUCAAGCUGCCGAGUUACAGAGGGGAUAACAUCAAUGGUGAUACAUUCGAUGAGAAAUCGAGAAUUCCCGACCCACAAAGGAUGAUCAGAGCUUAUUGCCAAUCUGCGGCUACUCUCAAUCUCUUGAGGGCUUUUGCAACUGGAGGUUAUGCAGCUAUGCAACGUGUUACUCAGUGGAAUUUGGAUUUCACAGAGCACAGUGAACAGGGUGACAGGUAUCGCGAAUUGGCUAAUCGGGUUGAUGAAGCUUUAGGAUUCAUGGCUGCAGCCGGUUUGACAAUGGAUCAUCCAGUUAUGAGAACAACUGAUUUCUGGACAUCCCAUGAAUGUUUACUGCUUCCUUAUGAACAGGCAUUGACUCGGCUUGAUUCGACUUCUGGCCUAUACUAUGAUUGCUCUGCUCAUUUCAUAUGGGUGGGUGAAAGAACUCGUCAAUUGGAUGGAGCCCAUGUUGAGUUCUUGAGAGGAGUUGCUAAUCCUCUUGGAAUUAAGGUGAGUGACAAGAUGAAUCCUACUGAUCUAGUGAAACUUAUUGAGAUAUUGAACCCUGGAAAUAAAGCGGGUAGAAUCACAGUUAUCGCGAGAAUGGGUGCUGAAAAUAUGAGGGUGAAGCUUCCUCAUCUUAUUCGGGCGGUUAGAAGGGCAGGUCUAAUCGUGACAUGGGUCAGCGAUCCGAUGCAUGGUAACACCAUUAAGGCUCCUUGUGGUCUCAAAACUCGCCCAUUCGAUUCAAUUCGGGCUGAAGUGAAAGCUUUCUUCGACGUGCAUGAUCAAGAAGGCAGCCACCCUGGAGGAGUCCAUCUCGAGAUGACUGGCCAGAACGUGACUGAGUGCAUUGGAGGGUCAAGAACAGUUACUUUCGACGAUCUUAGCUCCCGUUACCACACCCACUGCGAUCCAAGAUUGAACGCUUCUCAAUCCUUGGAGCUUGCCUUCAUCAUUGCUGAGCGGCUUGGAAAGAGGCGGUUGGCUUUCAAGAACCAACCAGCUAAUUAAGGUGUUCAGUGGCUCCAAGCUCUCGCCUUUUAGAAACGAGUCUAAUCGUUUAUCUAUUCUUUUUUUCUCAUGGUUUAAAUUACAAAGACUGAUAAUAUCGUUUGUAUGGUUUUGAAACAUGUUGAGAUUUGGGUAAAAAUUGAAUUGGUCUUAUAUUUCAA